AUGAAUUCCAACGAAAAAAAUAAGUCAUUCAAAUCAUUUAUUCUCAUCACUGUCAUACAAGUGCUCAGCGCAUAUUAUCUGUAUCGCUUUUUCUUCAUACCACCUGAUAUGCCAGCACUUGACACUGAACAAUGGUGGGGCCCGUACCCUAUGGACUUGGACCACGAUAAAUCAAUAAGACCGCUAACGAUAGAAUUUUCUGAUGUGAUGAUAAACGAUCUACGCGAGCGACUUCUCCACCGAAGACCCCUACAGCCACCCUUAGAAAAUGUUGGAUUCACAUACGGCUUCAACCCAAGAUAUUUAAACCAAGUAAUGGAAUAUUGGCAUAACAAAUACAACUUUAAGGAGAGGGAACAGUUUUUGAACCAAUACGAUCACUUUGUAACCAAUAUCCAGGGUUUGGACAUACAUUUUAUGCAUAUAAAACCUAAGAACGUUGCUGGUCUUGAGGUGGUUCCUCUAAUCAUGCUGCAUGGAUGGCCCGGUUCAUUCAGAGAAUUCUAUGAUGUCAUCCCAUAUUUAACAGCGGAACAGCCAGAACAAAAAAUCGCUUUUGAAAUCAUCGUACCCAGCUUACCGGGUUUUGGUUACUCACAGGCCUCGGUGAGACCAGGUUUGGGUCCAGCUGAAAUGGCGGUGAUCAUCAACAAUCUCAUGAAGAGGAUCGGUCAUGAUAAAUAUUACAUACAAGGUGGAGACCUAGGGCACACUGUUGGCUCCAUCAUUGCUACUGCGUUCCCUGAAAACGUAUUAGGAUUUCACACAAAUUUCCCGGUGCUUCUAUCUCAUAGAGCUGCUCUCUUAUAUAUAACUUGUGGCUCUUUGAUUCCAUCUCUAAUUGAAACGAAAGAAUUGCAACCCCGCCUGUACCCGCUAUCCGAGCACUGGUCUAGACUCAUUGAGGAGUCAGGGUACAUGCACAUUCAAGCCACAAAACCCGAGACUGUCGGUGUGGGACUAUCAGACUCGCCUGCAGGCCUAGCAGCUUACAUUCUAGAAAAGUUUUCAACUUGGACAAAUCCUGGUAACAAAAAGGCUGGUGACGGAAACCUCUUAAAGAAGUUCUCUUUGAAUCAGCUAUUGGACAAUCUGAUGAUAUACUGGGCCACUAACACUGUGACAACCAGCAUGAGGGUGUAUGCUGAAUCAUUUAAUGAAAAACAAAACUUUCUUAUUUUCGACAGGAUACCAACAAAUGUUCCGACAUGGGGUAUAAAAUUUAAGUAUGAACUGAUGUACCAACCGGACACCGCAUUAAGUUUCAAAUACAAGGAGUACUUGCAGAGUACUGUGGUGGAGGACGGCGGUCACUUCGCUGCCAUGGAAUAUCCUGAACUGAUGGCCAAAGACAUCACACAAGCUGUGAUUAAAUUUCAAAAAUUUUGGAAUUUCGAAAAACAAGAAUCUAACGAAGCACCGCCUCUCCACGAGACCGCAAGAACAGUAUACGAAUUUACAGUUAAAUCAAUAAACGGACGCGACGUCAAGCUGUCAGAUUACAAAGGGAACGUGCUGCUCAUUGUCAAUGUAGCCUCUCAGUGCGGCCUUACGGCCACCAACUAUCAACAACUCAACGAGCUACACGAAAAGUACCACCAGAAAGGUCUACGUAUACUGGCCUUCCCGUGCAACCAGUUCAACGGCCAAGAACCAGGUACAGCUAAGGACAUUCUGAACUUCACAAAAGACAGAGGCGUUAAAUUUGAUCUGUUUGAAAAAGUCGAUGUGAACGGUGACAACGCGCAUCCGCUUUGGAAGUUUCUGAAGAAGGCGCAGAGCGGGACGAUUGGUGAUUUUAUCAAGUGGAACUUUAGUAAGUUCGUAGUCGACAGAAACGGCGUGCCCGUCGAGAGAUACGCGCCGCAUGUCAAUCCACUGGAUCUGGAAAAGGAUUUGGCCAAAUAUUGGUAAUACAAAUGUCGUUGGACAUAUAAAAAAAUUUUAAUAUAGCAUUUUAAUAUGUGCCAAACAUUAUCUAAUUAAUAUAUUUUUGUUAUCGAGUUCAUGACAGCUUAAAAGCUAAUAAACGUAAUAUAUAUUAAAUCCGCAAAUCGUCUUUUCGCAUUAAAAGUGUACAAUUUCCAAAAAUUUUCGAAAUUGAGUUAAUAUGCGGAAUCA
Messenger RNA from Bombyx mandarina (wild silkworm), 2121 nucleotides. It is a transcript of the gene Jheh-lp3, whose product is annotated as juvenile hormone epoxide hydrolase-like protein 3. Gene Ontology annotation, molecular function: epoxide hydrolase activity; peroxidase activity. The record is from RefSeq and is a predicted model, not a curated record. Gene Ontology annotation, biological process: response to oxidative stress; epoxide metabolic process. Lineage: Eukaryota; Metazoa; Arthropoda; Insecta; Lepidoptera; Bombycidae.